GUGGUCACCAGGCAGCCUGAUUCAUGCGGUCUCCUCCUUGACUGGCCUUUUUCGUCAUAACGCUGGUAUAUACAUGGUGAUAACUCUGUAAAUUGUUUGGUUAUUGGUCUACAUUCCUUGCUAAUGGACCUGUUUGUCAUCUGAUACUUGAACUGCAGCCAAGGCGGAAAGUGCUCUCUUCUUCUUCUCUCCUCUAAAGCGUACGUCCUGCGCAGGUUUAGCUAUGAUGUGAUUAGGAAACAGUCACCUCCGAUGAAACGUGUCGAUAAACAUGUUAAUAUCUGCUUUUACUCACACCUCGAUGCUGUUAUUUCAAUAGCCGCUUGGGAGGAACCGUUACGUGUUUGAGGCGGAAAUAACCGCCGUGCCUCGCCGCAGAACAUGUCUUUCUUCAAUUUUCGGAAGAUAUUCAAGUUUGGGCCGGAUAGAAAGAAGAAACAGUACGAGCAUGUCCACAGAGACGUGAACCCCGAGGAGAUAUGGGAGAUCAUCGGAGAGCUGGGAGAUGGCGCGUUUGGCAAAGUCUACAAGGCUCAGAACAAACAGAAUGGGACUCUGGCUGCUGCCAAGGUUAUUGACACAAAGACUGAGGAUGAGCUGGAGGACUACAUGGUGGAGAUUGACAUCCUGGCCUCUUGCGACCACCAUUACAUUGUCAAGCUGCUGGAUGCCUUCUACUUUGAGGGAAAACUUUGGAUUCUGAUUGAGUUCUGUGCAGGCGGUGCUGUAGAUGCCAUCAUGCUGGAACUGGAAAAACCCCUGACUGAGCCCCAGAUCCGGGUGGUGUGUAAACAAACCUUGGAGGCUCUGAUUUACCUCCACGAGAACAAGAUUAUCCAUCGGGACCUGAAGGCUGGAAACAUUCUGCUCUCAUCAGAGGGAGACGUCAAGCUAGCUGACUUUGGGGUGUCUGCUAAAAAUACCAAGACGCUACAGAGAAGGGACUCUUUCAUUGGCACUCCAUAUUGGAUGGCCCCAGAGGUCGUGAUGUGCGAGACUUCCAAGGACCGCCCAUACGACUACAAGGCCGAUAUCUGGUCCCUGGGCGUUACCCUGAUUGAACUGGCCCAGGUCGAGCCCCCUAACCACGAGAUGAACCCGAUGAGAGUGCUGCUGAAAAUAGCCAAGUCUGAGCCACCCACGCUGAUGCAUCCUUCACGCUGGUCUCCAGACUUCAGUGAUUUUCUAAGGAGGGCGCUUGAUAAGAAUGUGGACAAUAGGUGGAGUGCACCACAACUGUUGCAGCACCCAUUUGUUGCCAGAGUAACUGACAAUAAACCUCUGCGAGAGCUUAUCGCGGAGGCCAAAGCUGAAGUAUUGGAAGAACUCGAAGAUAGCAAAGAGGAAGAAGAGGAGGAAGAACCAGAAACUCCUUUGCCUCGUGGACACAAGCGCGCACCUUCAGAUGCCAGUGUUGCCAGUUCAGAAGAUGAGAAAGUCACUCCCGCUGCUACUGUUCUGGAAUUGGUCGUGGAGAAUAAAGAGGCCGAGCCCGCGGAGGACAGAACCAGUGAUAAGCUCUCUGACGAAGGCCUGGGAACAAGCGAAGUGGACAAAACAGAGGAGGAGAAACUCAAUGAUGUUUCUGAGGUCAGCCAUGAAGACCUCAUACAAGCUCCUGGUGAAGAAGUCCAAGAAGACAUCACUGAAAAAGUUGAAGAUGCUAAACCAGACAAUGAAGAUAGUACAGCUGCUCCUGUUGAUCUACCUCAACCAGAAACGAAAGAAGAAAUUGUAGUAAUUGUAGAUAGGACAACACCAGAAAUAAAAGAACAGAAUGAGAUCGUAGAAGAUAAAAUGGAGGACGAUUCUACUAAAGAUGUUGUUGAAAUUAUGAAACAAGAAGAGGAUAUUAGCAAUGAAGGGAUAGCAGAAAACGCUGAAGAGAAAAACAUGGAGGAACAACCUGAGGAACCCAAAGUACCAGAAAAUCUAGAAAAAGAAUUGAAAGAGUUAGCAGAAAAAGCUGAAGAGAAAAAUAUGGAGGAACAGCCUGAGGAACCCAAAGUACCAAAGGAUCUAGUUACAGAAUUGAAAGAAGCUAAUGAAGAAAUUAGCAAACCUAUUUUAGAACAAGAAGAGAUAGUAGCACCUCCUACGUUGCCAGAUACAGUUGUAAUAAAAGAUGAUAAAGACUCUGUAGAAGAAAUAAGUCAAGGGGUGAAUUCAGUAGAAUUAAAUGUAGAUCAAGACAUAGGCGUGAAGGAAGAAGUAGUUGAAUUGUUGCCUGAAGUUUUAGUUGAUGAAGAAAAGAAACCAAGCCAGACCACUGAGACAGUAGAAGAGAAAACAGUGGCCAUAGAAAUUCAAAAUGUUGAGGAGAAUUCUGUACAAGAAAAAGAAGAAAAUCUGGAAAUAAUUGAUGUUAAAGUUGAAGAAAAGGAACCCGCAAUCGUGUCUACGGGCGUGAUAAGUGUUGAGAGCAAAGAAGAGUCCCAAACAGUGGUGCCAACUAGUCCUCCCAAACAAGAAGAGGAGGAGAAGGAUGUUGGCGCUGAUAUGAGCGUUUCCCAAGAUGCGGUGUCCGUCCCAGAGAGCGAGACGGAUUCUGAGGCGAAGACGGAGCAGGGCAGUCCAGCGCUUGUCAAACCUGAAGGAGAAAAAGACUCUGAUUCAGGGAGCAGUUCAGCGGCCGACAGCAGCAGCCUUGACCUCAAUCUGUCUAUCUCCAGCUUCCUUACCAAGACCAAGGAAGGCGGGUCCAUAUCUGUACAGGAUGCCAAACGUCAGAAAAAGACCCUGAAGAAGACCCGUAAGUUCAUGGUGGACGGUGUGGAGGUGAGCGUGACCACGUCUAAGAUUGUGUCUGAUAAUGACACCAAGAGUGAGGAGAUGCGCUUCCUCAGGCGGCAAGAACUGAGAGAGCUUCGCCUGCUGCAAAAAGAGGAGCAAAGGGCCCAGCAGCAGCUCAGCAACAAGCUUCAGCAGCAGAGAGAGCAGAUCUACAGACGCUUCGAACAGGAAACUACCGCUAAAAAGCGCCAGUACGACACAGAAGUGGAAAACCUAGAGAAAAAGCAGAAGCAGACGAUCGAACGUUUAGAACACGACCACACCAGCUGGCUCCGCGACGAGGCCAAACGCAUCAAAUCUGAGCAGGACAAGGAGCUCGCAAAGUUUCAGAACAUGAUGAAGAGCCGCAAGAAGGAGGCAGUGGCGCAGGUUAUGAUUCAGUCUUUUCAGUUGUCCUCAUGUGCACUCUUCAACGCUCAGAUGCAGGAUGAGCAGGAGUUCUUACAGAAGCAGCAACAGGAACUGGACGGUGCCCUGAAGAAGAUCAUCCAGCAACACAAACUGGAAAUCUCCACUAUAGAGAGAGACUGCCUCAACCACAAGCAGCAGCUCAUGAGAGCUAGGGAAGCUGCUAUGUGGGAGCUCGAGGAGCGCCACCUGCAGGAGAAGCACCAGCAGCUCAAGCAGCAGCUAAAAGACCAGUACUUCCUGCAGAGGCAUCAGCUGCUCAAGAGGCAUGAGAAGGAAAUGGAGCAGAUGCAGCGCUAUAACCAGCGCCUGAUUGAGGAGCUGAAGAACAAACAAACUCAGGAAAGAGGACGUCUUCCCAAGAUCCAGAGGAGUGAAGCCAAAACCAGGAUGGCCAUGUUUAAGAAGAGCCUCCGCAUCUCAGUCACUGCAGCAGUCACUCCAGAGCAGGAGAGGGAGCGCAUCAAACAGUUUGCUGCUCAGGAGGAGAAGCGUCAGAAGAAUGAGAAGCUCCAUCAGCAUCAAAAACAUGAGAAUCAGAUGAGAGACCUGCAGCUCCAGUGUGACGCCAACGUCCGGGAACUGCAACAGCUGCAGAAUGAGAAAUGCCAUCUGCUGAUCGAACAUGAGACACAGAAGCUGAAAGAACUUGACGAAGAGCACAACCAAGAAAUAAAAGAAUGGAGAGAGAAGCUGAGGCCCCGGAAAAAGGCACUGGAGGAGGAGUUCCAGAGGAAGCUCCAGGAGCAGGAAGUCUUCUUCAAAAUGAGUGGAGAGUCUGAAUGCCUUAAUCCCACCACGCAGAGUCGAGUGUCCAAGUUCUACCCCAUCCCCAACAUGCACAACUCCGGUGUAUAACCUCCUGUGAGCACCAAGCUGCACUUACAUACUCUAGUGAGGGGAGAGAGGGAGGAUCCAACUAACCAUGAAAAUGUCCAAACACAAUGGAUUUUACCACAUUGGAGCAUGACGUGCCCAAGAACACUCUUACACCAAGAAACCAUUCCUCCCUCUCUCAUGAUGGUUAGGGCCCAAAGAAAAAAAAUGUUCGCACUUUUCCUAGCAUGUUCUCAUUGGUAGGCUAAUAUUAAUCCCAGCUUCCCUCAAUUCCCUAAAUGCUCAAAUUAGGAACACAAAAAUAUUAGUGUCAAAAAAAUAAUUUGGGUCGUGGAAAGUUUGCAUUUUACUCUUCAGACAUGAGAAAAAAAUGUCAUAGUAAAAAAAAAAAGGUGAUGUCUAUUCUGAAUGAGAAAAAAAAAUUAAACGUGAAUCUACAUAUAAGUUGAAUCACACAUUGUGAUGACUGUAUUCUACUGAGUUAAAUCAGCGAGAACAUACUUUUAUAAAAUAAUUUUCCAUGACUUGUUUCUCAUGGGAAAACCUCAAGGUAAUGAUGACAUGCUGUACAUCUGAUAACCUUAAGGGAGUUGCUUUGAGCUAAUGUUUAAAAAUAUGAAGACACAUGGAUGCUAAAGGAAUGUAAUGCUGUUUAUUUGCACUGUUUUGCCACAUUGGUUAAUGAUUAAAUAUGCAGUUUGCUAUCUGUCUCUUAUGACCGUAUAGUAACUUUUGCUGCUUCUGUCUGUUCAAACUACAGACUGACUGAAAUCAUAAAGCAUUGCCAUCUUCCAUUUUAAUUGUUCCUUUUAUUCCAAAAAAGUUAUUUUAUUCUUACAGUUUCUAAAGUCAUAUAUUUAGCUUGCUGUCUCAUGUAUGACACGUUACAAAGAAAUUCUCAUUUUAUUUUAUGAAUAUAUGUGGUCUUUAUAAAUCCAGGAUUAUGCUGCAUUAUUUUGCCAUUGCUUAACUGUUGAUCCUCUUGUUGCUGUUUUCAAUGCUGAAUGAUAUUUUAUAUUUUGUUUGGUCACAGGAUUUGUUUAUAAUUUGACUACAAAGACUAGUAUGCAUUUCUUAUGUCAAACCAAAUGUAUUUUAAGUUGUCUUUAUUAAUGUAAAUAAAAUAUUGACUGUU
Molecule: messenger RNA, 5173 nt
Organism: Periophthalmus magnuspinnatus
Lineage: Eukaryota; Metazoa; Chordata; Actinopteri; Gobiiformes; Gobiidae
Gene: slka
Product: STE20-like kinase a
Exons: 19
Coding region: 382-4059 (1225 amino acids)
Biological process (GO): protein phosphorylation
Molecular function (GO): protein serine/threonine kinase activity; ATP binding
Source: RefSeq, a predicted model, not a curated record